AUGAUAACAAGUUCGCCAGCGUCGUUUCUAUUUGUUGGUUUUGCAUUUCUAAUGGCAUCCGUCAUUGUUUUAUCAAUAAUUCCACUUUAUUUAGAAAAUAGAUCGGUACCAAAAACAAAUUUUAUUCUAACUACUGCGCGAAUGAAUAAUUAUGUUUUACAAAUGAGUCGGUCGUUAGGAAAACGAGAUUUAUUUCGAUUAGCAUUGCCAUCGACUACGAAAGAUCUGUUAACAUUGAAUCAAACUCAAUCGAUAAUGAAUUCAUCAAUUCAAUAUGCACUUGAGCAACAAUUGAAAAAUGGUGAUAGUAGAGAUAAAUUUUAUAUUUAUAUAUCACAAAUAAGAUCUUCUACUAUCGAUUUGAAUAACAUGAGUGUUUCAUUGGAUUUUCUAAUUGUCUAUACGCGCGAAUGUAAAUCAUGCAAUACACGUCGUCAAUCGAUUAUUUUCAAACAGUUAUGUUCAAAAAAUCAACUAGCAACAUCAAUACGUUUUUCUAUUCCAUCAACAAAUCUUUCUUUUACGCUUUCUGGUCCAGUCAUAGUUUAUACUCCAUUUAUUCCAAUUGAAAAUAUAGGAAUUAUUACACGCCUUGUUUCUUCAUCACAACUGGUUGAUCUAACAAAUCCUGUGCCGACCAAUGAAACAGUACAAAUCAGUGAUAAGUUUCUUGCAAAUAAUUAUACAUUGAUCGUGACCACAGCGAAAAAUAAUUAUUUUGCGACACUUAAUGAAGCAGAUACACAAAUUUCAGCAAACCAAAAUGGUGGACCAGUUCCACUUGCAGGUGCUGUUACAAUGUAUGCUGGUUUAACAAAAUUAAUUGACAGACAAGCACAAUAUACUGAUGGUUCUAAUGCACUUAAUAUUACAAUCAAUCAAAUCGUGCUACAAUUUUGGUACUCGAAUAGUACAAUUCAAGUAAUAGUUGAUUUUUUAAUAACUUUUUCCACAAGUUGCGAUAACAAUUGUAUGAAAAAAAGAAAUAAUCAAUUGACAAAUCAAUUACAAAAUUUAACUAACACAUCAAUACAUAUUCAACCGGCUAAUUUAACCGAUGGACAAGUUAAAAUUUGGAACGGUAAUCUUUAUGUUUUGUAUGAUUAUUCAUUAACAACUCAAGUUAUUGCAAAUUUUACUGGAACAAUUAUUCGUGCAAUACCACCAACACUUUCUAUUAUUUAUUAA
Rotaria socialis is the source of this 1188-nucleotide messenger RNA. The record is from the annotation of a GenBank genome assembly. NCBI's taxonomy places the organism in Eukaryota, Metazoa, Rotifera, Eurotatoria, Philodinida, Philodinidae.